Stegastes partitus (bicolor damselfish) is the source of this 1632-nucleotide messenger RNA. It is a transcript of the gene zp3c, whose product is annotated as zona pellucida glycoprotein 3c. The coding region runs from base 1 to 1410 and encodes 469 amino acids. Gene Ontology annotation, molecular function: acrosin binding. Gene Ontology annotation, cellular component: extracellular matrix. The transcript is spliced from 8 exons. Gene Ontology annotation, biological process: positive regulation of acrosome reaction; egg coat formation; binding of sperm to zona pellucida. Lineage: Eukaryota; Metazoa; Chordata; Actinopteri; Pomacentridae. The record is from RefSeq and is a predicted model, not a curated record.
AUGGGGCUGAUGCACACUGGGCUUUUAUUCCUGCUGUUCUGCUCUGUGUCUAGUUCUCAGUUCAGAAAUAGAGCUGGUAACGGUGUGUUUCUGCAAGAUCCUGAAUUAGAGUGGGAGAGAAGUGCGACAGUAAUGGGUGAAGAAAAAACAGAAGCUCCUGCACUGAAAUCCAAACUCGGGAGGAGUGCAUCAGUUGAUGUAGCUUCACUGCCAGGAGCAUAUAAGUAUGAGUACCUCAGGGUCCCGUAUGCCAAUGAUAGGAAAGAGGAUUUCAAGCCACAAAAGGGUGCCAGACCCCUUCCCGAAUGGGCCAGGAAAAUGUUACUCGGUGAUCCUCCCACUAUUUCUCUAACUGAGGAACUAGAUAAACGAAAGUUGGUUGAAAUCCUCUGCCAUGUUGACAGAAUGUACGUAAGAAUAAAUCGAGAGAUCUUUAAGUCUCGGGAUGCAUACAAAUAUUUGAAAUUAGGUACUUGUCCGGUAAAUCAAGCAAAAGGCAAGUACUACUACCUUCUGUACCUUCUGAAAAGUAACUGUGGAUUCAAGAAAGAGCGCAACGUGGAUUAUUUGUCCAUCAGCAACGUGCUCAGCUACAAGCCAACCAGUGUGGUUCUAAGGGAAAUGCCUUUUGACAUUCCUCUGCAGUGUAAAUUCCCCAGGCUGUUUUACUCUUACAAAAUUGGCUUCCAUCCCAAACUACAGGGAGGCACAGUGUUCAGAGCACUCCAACCAAAAAGCACCUUCGUCCUCACCCCACAAGACGCAUCGGGGAACGCAAUCACUGGAAUUAAAUCCUACAUCUUGGGACAGCCGAUGUAUUUUCAGGCCAGUGGAGUAGCCGGUGCUCCAAGCUCUGGAAAUGGGAGGCUUUACAUCAACAAGUGCUUUGUGACUCCCUCCCAAGACCCUAACUCAAAUGUUAAAUAUCCCAUCAUUGACAACUACGGCUGCAUGAUUGAUGGCAAGGUGAUGCUACAGUCCAAGUUCCUCCCUGCUGACUCGAAGAUGGUCCAGAAAUUCAGUGUGGGUGCCUUCAUUUUCAAGAACGUUGCUUCCACCACCUCGCAGCAGCAACUCUACAUGCAUUGUGAGCUCUCUGUGGGGCCACAUACUCCAACUCGGACUUCAAAGGCUUGCAAUUAUAAUUCCGGUACCAAAAAGUGGGAGGCGCUCUUUGGUAAUGACUGUACGUGUGCCUGUUGUGAAUCAACAUGCUCAGCAGGACAGCAGAGGGGACCUGCCAGGAGCAUCAUCUCCAGUCCCUCCUGGAAGGUUGACUUGAGCAGUGUGGAUGAAUAUGUGAAAGGUGACUCGCAGUUUAAAUCCUCUGAUGCUGAUGAAUCCAGCUUGAAGGACCCCGACCUGGCAGAGCUUACAGACUUUGAAAACGACUGGAGCCGCGAUCAGUAAGGCUGCCAUGUUAAAAUGAUCAGGCUUUUAAAUGAUUUUCUUGUUUUCUGGGAUUCUUCUAUUGCACAACGUGCUAUUGCUUCAUAAAAGAACCAUAAUUUAAUUGCUUGUGUGGUGUGAAUUCUUUUCAAGAGAAGAUUAAAAACUACCAUUUAAACAAAGUUUUCUUUUUUUUUUGUUUUGUUUUUCUUAAAUGGAGCAGUUGGCACUUUGAGUACACUU